Molecule: messenger RNA, 1653 nt
Organism: Dreissena polymorpha
Lineage: Eukaryota; Metazoa; Mollusca; Bivalvia; Myida; Dreissenidae
Product: innexin unc-9-like
Exons: 4
Coding region: 77-1342 (421 amino acids)
Cellular component (GO): plasma membrane; gap junction
Molecular function (GO): gap junction channel activity
Source: RefSeq, a predicted model, not a curated record
UGCAAUCCCUAUGGGAAAGUAAAGUCACGUGACGUCACGUAUUCUCGUCGUUCGCUCAUAAACGUAUCGUGACGUCAUGGGUAACGGCCUUUGUGUGGAGACGUCUAGCUCAUGGACAGUGUUUGAUUGGUUAGACAAGGUUCUCGGGUCUGUCGGUAGCUAUGCUGGCCUCGUUAAACUCCGUCAUGAUGACGACUUCAUCGACCGCCUCAGCCACCAUUACACGACCAUGCUGCUCGUAAUUUUCACGAUCGUCGUCAGUACGAAGCAGUACGUGGGCGACGCAAUCCAGUGUUGGUGUCCAGCCCAGUUCACGGAAGCGCAAGUACAUUACGCAAACCAGAUCUGCUGGGUGUCAAACACGUACCACAUCCCCAUGGAGACGGUGAUCCCCGAGAGCGUGGACUCCCGAAAGGAAAAGCAGCUUACGUACUACCAGUGGGUGCCCUUCAUCCUGCUCAUGAUGGCGCUGUUGUUCAAGUUGCCGCGGGUCGCCUGGAAAGUGCUUACCUUCUCUCACUCCAUCAGCAUAGACCAGUUUGUAUCAAUGGUGUGGUCACUACAGUUGGCCGCUAAGACGGAAAGAGACGUGAAACUGGCGGAAAUGACCGACUACCUGGAAUCGUGGCUUUCCACGGCAGAGCAUAAUCGGAGCUCAUGCUGUUUGCCAGCCAAACAGAAAGUUGCCAAAUAUUCGUGCCUCGUGUGUGGGCGUCGAUAUGGCAACGUGUUCAUCACUGCGUGUCUAGUAGUGAAAGGACUGUACGCAUUCAAUGCCUUUCUCCAUUUUUUCGCUCUGAACGCUUUCCUGGGUAGAGACUUUGCUGGUUGGGGGUUCGAAAUCAUUUCCGGUUUAGCGGACGAGAACCCUGAGUAUCUGAAAGCCUCGCCUCGGUUCCCGCGUGUGACCCUGUGCGACUUCGAGAUCCGCCAGAUGUCAAACCUGCACCGCUGGACCGUUCAGUGCGUAUUGCCCAUCAACCUUUUCAACUCCAAGAUAUUCUUGUUCAUCUGGUUCUGGCUGUUAUUCCUCGCCGUCGUCAGCUUCCUGUCGCUCGGGACGACCAUCUACGCGUCCAUGUUCCCGCACAACCGCGUUGAAUUCAUUCGGAAGUACAUGAUCAUGCGCAAGGUGAUCCUACAGCGCGGUGGCGAGAACAGAACCGUCAACAAGUUCGUCAUGUCCUACCUGAAGUUCGACGGCGUAUUUGUGCUGCGCGUGGCGGCCCAUAAUGCCACGGAAGUGCUCACGGGACAGCUCAUCGAGAACCUUUACAACAAAUACAAGACCACCAUGCACACCGAGGUUAAGCAGAACAGUGUUCCUGGCGAAUAUGUCUAGCGCAUUCCGUAAAUGAACGCCCGGGCGUAAAUUACGCCUACAAACUGCAACCGUUCUACGAUUUUACAAAUGGUAGACGUCCUUUGGACUUCCGGAAAGCCGGAUGUACGCAUGUUUUAUUAUAUACAUUGAGUUUAAAUCUAAAUAGUAAAUCUGAACAGUCACACUCUGUUAACUCCGCCCACGAUGUACUUUAUAAAGUCAUUGCUACCAAUAUAUAAUUGUUUAACACCGCCUACAAUCCAGUUAUAAUUGUCUCGUUUUCGAAUCCGUUAAUCGCUUGAUUACGAUAAAGGUGAUCACUAAUUUGA